Cyprinodon tularosa is the source of this 2446-nucleotide messenger RNA. RefSeq names its product G protein-coupled receptor 61-like (gene gpr61l). Gene Ontology annotation, biological process: G protein-coupled receptor signaling pathway. Gene Ontology annotation, molecular function: G protein-coupled receptor activity. Lineage: Eukaryota; Metazoa; Chordata; Actinopteri; Cyprinodontiformes; Cyprinodontidae. The coding region runs from base 297 to 1592 and encodes 431 amino acids. Gene Ontology annotation, cellular component: plasma membrane; signaling receptor complex; endosome. The record is from RefSeq and is a predicted model, not a curated record. The transcript is spliced from 2 exons.
GUCACUGCCAUACACAGGACAGGACAGACUUAUCAGAGGAGGAAUGAAAAAAGACAAAAUCUGUCACAGGAAAAGACACAAAUUAGAAAGUUUAUUUCUUUCUGAACAGAGGUGGAUAAAUGAUUGCUGUACAUUUGAUGAAAAAGAAACAAAGCAUCUCAUCUGUUUACUUUUUUAAGCAACUAUAUGGAAUUAAAGUCAAUAUAGUUGGCUUUAAAUUAGACAAACUCAGAGUGAACCAGGGCAAUUUCACUUAUGGGAACAUCUGCGCUAACAAUGGAGGAGGAAGUGAAUAAAUGAUGGCGGACAUGACUGGGUCCAUCAUCCCAUCUGUUUCUGAUACUGCUGUCGCAAACUCUACCACUGCCCUGUCGGGGUCCAAUCCCACCGUCCCUGCUGAUGUCGGCGUCGUCACAAGCUCCCAAUCCCAAGUUAAGGACCUUUUCGGGUUGUUCUGCAUGGUGACGCUUAACCUCAUUGCUCUGCUGGCCAACACUGGUGUAAUGGUGGCUAUAGCUCGUGCUCCUCAUCUGAAGAAGUUUGCUUUUGCGUGUCACCUGUGUGCAGUAGACCUGCUAUGCGCCAUCCUCCUGAUGCCUUUGGGCAUUAUAUCCAGCUCUCCAUACUUCGGCACAGUGGUGUUCACUGUUCUGGAGUGCCAAGUUUACAUCUUUCUUAAUGUUUUCCUUAUCUGUCUUUCCAUUCUCACCAUCACUGCCAUCAGCUUGGAACGUUACUUCUACAUUGUCCACCCAAUGCUUUAUGAAGUCAAGAUGACCAUCAACCUUGCUAUUGGUGUAAUGGUCCUCAUCUGGGUUAAAUCACUCCUCUUAGCAGUGGUCACAUUGUUUGGAUGGCCAGCCUAUGGACCUCAGAGCUCCAUUGCCGCAGCUCACUGCUCUCUUCACGCAACCCACAGCCGUCUAAGAAGAGUAUUUGGUGUGCUUUUCUGCGUGAUUUGUUUCCUAGCCCCUGUAGUUGUCAUCUUUAGUGUUUACUGUGCUGUGUAUAAGGUUGCGCGGUCAGCAGCCUUACAGCAAGUCCCAGCCGUGGCAACAUGGGUCAAUACGUGCCCUGCUAAAGAUCGCUCUGACUCAAUCAACAGCCAAACUACCAUGAUCUCCACCAGCCGAACUCUACCUCAGAGACUGUCCCCAGAGAGGGCGUUUAGUGGAGGAAAAGCUGCGAUAACUUUGGUGUUUAUUGUGGGCCAGUUCUUGGUUUGUUGGUUGCCCUACUUCAUCUUCCAUGUUCAAAUGUCUCUCAGCGGCUCCAUGCAAAGCCCAGGGGACUUGGAAGAGGCGGUAACCUGGCUUGCUUACUCUUCAUUCGCAAUUAAUCCAUUCUUCUAUGGUCUCUUAAAUAGACAAAUCAGAGACGAGUUGGUCAAGUUUCGACGCUGUUGCCUGAACCAGCCAACAGAGGUUGGAGCGUCCAGUCAAGAGGCCUCAUUUCAGGAAAACUUCCUUCAGUUUAUUCAGAGAACUACAAGCACACUUGAAAGACGUUCAAGCUGUUCUAACUCCAGUCCAACAAACACUUUAGGCCAGUCCAACAUUAUUCCUGGACAAAUACCAGAGGAGCACGCAUAAAUCCUGGAAUACUGUGCUAACGAGAUACCUAAAUAACAAACAUUUAAAAUAUAAAUGGUCCACAACCAUUUGUAGGCCAGUUAUCCUGAACACAGGUGAAUAGCGCAAUUGUUUCUUGCAUUACUUUAAUAUGUUAAAUCUUUGAUUUCUGCUCUUGACUGAUGGAACUAUUUGCUGUUUCAGUUGAACCUUCACAUGCUCUCAUCAGGGUUUUAGAUGCUAUAUUAAUAUUGAUUGUUUCUUUUCUGUUUCCUAACUUUUUUAGGGUAAAAUUACUAAACCGACAACCAAAAAUUUUUCCUUAAAUCUGAUUGCACAAUAUCCAUUAUCAAUUAUGGUUUCAUCAUACAUAAGACUCAAAGUGUAUGUAUGCACAUACACUGUUAUUUGGAUACACGUCCUAUGACAAGUUUCCCCCUUUGAUGCCAUAAAAAAAUUUCUACAGAAAAACAUAUUUUAGAUAUUUUAUUGGCACAGCCUUGUCUUUGAAUGUAAUUUAUACUUUUAUAGUUGGUAUCAUGUGAGGCCCAUUUAAAAAACGUUAUGGUUAUUCGGAUUAAUUUCUUCAAAAAAUAGUUUUAAUUAUCUUUGGGAUGUUUGUCUUCUAAAACAACAAACUACCAACUUGUUAAUUACCAAAUUUAUUGUCAUGAACCCGUCUGGCACUGGCACUUAAUUGCAGACCUGCACCAUGAUGCUACCACAUAAUACUUUAGAGUUAAUAGUGUUUUUUAGUUUUAAAAUCCUAACCUUACGUUUUCCCAACAUACCUCUAAUGAUCGUGGUAAAUAGGGCAAAUAAUGUCUCUAAUGACUGGGAAAUGGUUUUCCAUGAAGCAAACUUCAGUCUUCAUG